AUGGACAUGAAAUCCGCGCCUUUACCGCCUCGCCAGGCACCUCAUCGAUAUGCUCGUUGGGGAUUGCCCCUGGCUGCUGCGGUGCUGGUAUUUUUAGUCUGGCCUGUGCCAUUACCCGCCUGGAAGGUGAGGGAGCCUUUGGACAUUCCAGUCACCUGGGACGAAAUCGUUCCUUCGCAGUCGCUGGAGUACCACAAUUGCGGCGAUGAGUUCCAAUGCGCGAGACUGGAAGUGCCGAUGGACUACAAACGGACAGAUGGAAAAGGUCGCACAUUUGCCCUGGCUCUUGUCCGACUGCCGGCCAAAGUCCCAGUCACAGAUCCGCGCUAUGGAGGCGCGGUUCUGAUCAAUCCUGGUGGACCUGGUGGACCGGGAACAAUGCAAGCGUUCGUGGCGGGUCGAAAUCUCCAGCUGAUCAUUGAUGCGGAGUCCGACCCAAAAGAAACGGGAGAAGAGACUAGCCACAAAUAUUUUGAUAUUAUCGGAUUUGAUCCUCGUGGAGUAGGAUCCACAACACCUCCAGUGAUGUGUUUCCCUGAUCCCGUAUCCCAAAGGAAUUGGGAGUUGCAGGUCUCCACGGAAGGCAUGCUGGGAAGUGGACCAGAUUCCUUGCGGAGAAACUGGCAGCGGACUCAAGCGCUGAACUCGGGUUGCUCGGUAUUUGAUAUGUCGAGCCUAGGAGCAGAUGAACCAAUGAUGUCUCAUGUCAAUACACCACUCGUCGCGCAGGACAUGUUGACCAUCAUUGAACGCCAUGGAGAAUGGCGUGAGAAGGAAGGCCAACGAGCCCAGACAGCACAUAACAAGUGCCAUGGACUGGAUAAAGGAAACGCAAUCUUGAAACGCACUAAAUGGCACCGUGGAGAAGAGCCACUUCUCUAUUGGGGUCGCUCAUACGGUACCGUGCUGGGUACCACAUUUGCCUCGCUCUUUCCGAAGCGAGUCACACGAGCUGUCCUCGAUGGUGUAGUCGACAUGGUUAAGUACUACCAAGGAACAGGACCGAGCGUUAUUGUUGAUGCAGAUGCCAUCUUUGAUCGGUUUGCCCAGUACUGUGAUGAGGCUGGACCUGUGGGAUGUCCCUUCUAUAUGGAGGGUGGUCCAGACGCGAUCAGGGCAGCGUACUGGCAACUUGAGCAGCAGAUUCUCAACACUUCAAUUCCUGUCAAGGCAUCUGCGGAACGGGGUCCAGAAGUUGUAACUUGGACGGACAUCAAAGCGAUUCAGCGUGUUGCCAUCUACCAGCCACUCCUUGCAUUCCCCGUUCUAGCAGAGAGAAUGACCGAGUUGGGUAAGGGGAAUGCAGUCCCCAUGGCUGACUUUAAGCAUGGUAGCCACUUCGGCGCAUGUCCGUCCAACAAAUGCAAUCUUGCUGGACCUUGGUCACCAGAAUGUGCUACAUCAAAAGAUAACUUCCUCUAUGCAAUGGCUGCUAUUAUGUGCUCGGAUGCCGAAUAUCUGACAACUUUAGAUAUUGAGCAGUUCCGGGCAGAAUGGUCUAGCCUUCUGGCUGACAGUGCAUCUCUGGGUGACUAUUGGGCGCAAUUACAAUUGAGCUGUGUUGGAUGGAAAGCUAAGGCUAAGUACCCUUUCGCAGGGCCUUGGGGCACUGCUACUGCUCAUCCCAUGCUAUUCGUAUCAAACACUCUGGAUCCAGUGACUCCUCUCCAUAAUGCCCAACACAUGUCCCAGAUUUUCCCGGGAUCUGGGUUACUCCAGCAAGAAUCAGAAGGACACACAACACUCGCAGCCCCAUCCAUCUGCGUGGCGAAGGCUAUUCGCCAUUACUUCCAAACUGGCAAACUACCAGUGGUAGGAACUCUCUGUCAAGCUGAUUUGAAGCCAUUGGUUGGAUCUCCGCAUCAUCACGCGGCGAUCAGCCAAAGCUUCAGCCCAGCCGACCGUAAACUGUUCGAGGCAUUGAUGGCGGAGGUUCAGCGGGCGCCCGUGUUUCCGCUAUAA
This is a messenger RNA of Penicillium samsonianum, 1962 nucleotides long. Its product is annotated as alpha/beta hydrolase. The coding region runs from base 1 to 1962 and encodes 653 amino acids. The transcript has 5 exons. Lineage: Eukaryota; Fungi; Ascomycota; Eurotiomycetes; Eurotiales; Aspergillaceae. The record is from RefSeq and is a predicted model, not a curated record.